AUGUCAUUAAUCCGUCUUACUUCAUGUCCAGCUUUUACUUUUAACCGUGUGUUUUCGCUCAUAUGUCGAAGUCCCAAAAACUACACUUUGUGUUCGCACAAAGUUUUGUAUAAUAGAGUUUUGGUUGCCAGAUAUCUUUCUCAAAAAGCCGAGGCUAUUGGUUCUGAAGGCACAAUAAAAGCUCAUGUAGAUGAGUCUCGUCCAAAAUUUGUCAUCACCUACGACGAGUUAAGCUCGCAAAUUUCCAAAGAAACUGUCCAACUGUUUGAUGUAAGAAGUAUCGAUGAUGUGAAGUCCACCGGCAGUAUUCCGGGUUCCGUUAAUAUACCUCUUGCCGAUUUGAAGAAAUCACUCAUCCUCAGUGACAGCGAAUUUUUUCAGAAAUACGGUGUAUCUAAGCCGAAAACGAGCGACAGCAACGUUAUAUUUUAUGGAUUGUCGGAUGUGUCAUCAUCAAGUGCCUGUGAAAUAGCUCACAGUCUGGGGUAUAAAAGGGCAAAAUAUUAUUUGAAAGGAUGGACGGAGUGGUCUACAAUGCGUAAAAAGUAA
Schistosoma rodhaini is the source of this 549-nucleotide messenger RNA. Lineage: Eukaryota; Metazoa; Platyhelminthes; Trematoda; Strigeidida; Schistosomatidae. The record is from the annotation of a GenBank genome assembly.